GGUUUGGCUAAGUAAAAUUAAAAUAAUUCCGUAUUUUUCUCCGGACCGGUUUUGUCUUUUAUCGGAUGAAAAUAUACGUCAAUUUUGACGUCACUGCUGCAGCAGACGUGUUGGGUGUUUGGAAAAGUCCAAAGAGCCCGAAGCUGAUAAGACUGGCGAUUGAUCCUGAAGCUGAUUUGACAGACGAUUGCAUCAUCACAAUAUUGAAGAGACCAUUCUGUGCCACAAAGAAAUUGUUCAGGAAAAGGAGAAGUGGUGGAUAUUUAUUUUUGGUACGGUACAGUUCAAAGAGAUUUUCAAAAUGGUCAUGGAAGAUCAAAGGGAGGACAACUGAAAAAAAAACUGAAAGAUACAGAAGGAAAAAGAACAAGGAAUAAUUAUGAAAUGGGGAGGAUGUACACAAUCUUGUCUGAAUUUGACCUGUGAAGAUUUCCCAUAUUGUAUGCUGGAAUAAUCAAUAACUUGAUUUUUCAUAAAUUUACAAUAGAGAAUACAUGACAAAUGUUAUUGCUGAUAUUUCAAUGUUGCUUUGGACACUUUCAUGUCAUAUGGUAUUUUUAUACAUUAUCUAAUUAUGUUAUUCAUUUGUACAUGUACAGUAUACAUGUUUAACUACUAAAUCAUUUUGCUGAAAUCUUAUAAUUUGUACUCAUGUUAGAAUAUGUUUAAUACAUGUAUCGACAAAU
Molecule: messenger RNA, 686 nt
Organism: Saccostrea cuccullata (small rock oyster)
Lineage: Eukaryota; Metazoa; Mollusca; Bivalvia; Ostreida; Ostreidae
Exons: 3
Coding region: 66-377 (103 amino acids)
Source: RefSeq, a predicted model, not a curated record